This is a messenger RNA of Chelonoidis abingdonii (Abingdon island giant tortoise), 1277 nucleotides long. The record is from RefSeq and is a predicted model, not a curated record. Lineage: Eukaryota; Metazoa; Chordata; Testudines; Testudinidae.
CACUGGCUGGCGCAGUUCCAGGCGCUGUGCCACGCCGGCGGCCGCCCCUUCGCCGUCAUCGAGGUGGACGAAGCCGUCUCCCGCUGCAAGGAGACCGUGACCAGCCUGGCCUUCAGCGUGGCCUUCCUGCAGCGCAUGGACAUGAAGCCCAUGCUGGUGCUGGGGCUGCCGUCCCGGAGCUCCCUGAGCGACACCCUCACCUUCCGGGAUACCAAGGCGCUGCUGACCCAGAACUGCAAGGCCCUGACGGACGCCCUGCGCCAGAACUCCGCUGCCACCAUGCCCUUCUUCGGGGCCGGCGCCGUGCUAGGAGCGGAGCAGUCGGCUGCCAACUCCAGCGGGAUCUCCGUGGAUAGCGACCUGCUGCGGUGGUGCCUGGAAUCCGGGAACGUCCCCAUCAUCUGCCCCGUCGGGGAGACCCGCAACCGCCAGUCCCUGCUGCUGGACUCCGUCGAGGUCACCGCCGCUAUCUCCAGGGCACUGCUGCCCACCAAGAUCAUCUUCCUGAACAUGACCGGGGGGAUCAGGAACUCCGGGCAGAAGGUGCUAGGGAACGUGAACCUGCCCGCCGACCUGGACCUAGUGACCAAAGCCCAGUGGACAGGCCACAAGGAGCAGCAGCAAGUCAGGCUGAUCGUCGACCUGCUAAGCCGCUUGCCCUACGAGGCCUCCGCCGUCAUCGUCUCUGCGGGCGCACUCCUCGCCGAGAUCUUCAGCAACAAAGGCUCGGGGACCCUGUUCAGGAACGCUGAGCGUAUGCUGCGGGCCGAGAAGCUGGAGGAGCUGGACCAGCAGCGCCUGGUCUCCUUGAUCAACACGUCCUUCGGGAAGACCCUCCGAGGGGACUACCUGGCUUCCAUACGGCCCAGGCUCCACUCGGUCUACUUCUCAGAGGGCUACAACGCAGCAGCCAUCAUCACGAAGGAGCCGGUCCUGGGUGGGAUGCCGUACUUGGACAAGUUCGUGGUCAGCUCCACCAAGAAAAGCCAAGGCUCUGGCCAGAUGCUGUGGGAGUGCAUACGGCAGGAUCUCAGGACCCUCUUCUGGAGGUCUCGCGUCACCAACCCUAUUAACCCCUGGUAUUUCAAGCACAGUGAUGGAAGCUUCACCGACCACCAAUGGAUCUUUUUCUGGUUUGGACUGUCCGACAUCCGAGAUUCCUACGAGCUGGUGAACCACGCAAAAUCCAUUCCAGACUCGUUCUGCAAACCGUAGGGCGAUCUUUCUUGGUCAGAGCGAGAGCAGAGCAGGUUGGGCUUGGGAAGAGUCAGGCCUUC